Messenger RNA from Leptopilina heterotoma, 1335 nucleotides. RefSeq lists its product as uncharacterized. Lineage: Eukaryota; Metazoa; Arthropoda; Insecta; Hymenoptera; Figitidae. Bases 851 to 1159 code for a protein of 102 amino acids. The transcript has 6 exons. The record is from RefSeq and is a predicted model, not a curated record.
UUUCCAUGAGAAGCCUACAUAUAGAGUUAAAAACAAGAGAAAAAAAAUAUACCUAUUUAUUACUAUAAACAAUAAUUAAACAUUAAAAUUAACCUCAAAAUAAAAUUUCAAGACAAUAUUUAUCCUAAUUAAUUUUCCGAACUGGUGUCGCUCGUUCCCUUAUAAAAAAUGAAAUUAAAAAGAAAGUAGGAAAGAAAUAAAAAAAGAAGUAAAAGACAAAAUUCAGUUCGAGAACAAGAGGAUGGGUUGAAUUGCCCUCGGAUUCGGAGUGCAGAGCAAAAAUUAAAUUGAGAUUGGAGCACUGCCUCAAGGACAAGGAGGAUUCGAGGAGAUUAUCACAAGCGAGUCAAAGUACUUACAGCAGUAGAUCGUCCCAGGAUCGAGGGAGAUUUGCCGGCGAUAUUGAAUCGGAAAAUUCUGCAUUUAACAUUUGCGAUAAGCAAAGUGUCAUGGCUCUAUUUAAAGAUCAUGUCAAUAUCAAAGUUUCGAAUGUUAAUUUAACAUUGUGCAUGAGUUCAAUCACUGGCCUCACGGACUUAAUUGAGGACGAAAUUAUUCCCAAGCCCAUUCCAGUUGAGAAAUAUCAAAUAAUGCCAACCAGGAAAUAACGAAACUGAAAGAAGAAAAAAGGAGUUUAGAUCAAGUGAAUCUGGAACUAAAGGAGAAAAUAUUAAGUUUAGAAACGAAUCUAGCAACGAAGAAACAAGAGUUCGAUAAUUUAAAUACACUUCAUGAAGCUGCCAGGGAAAAUUUGAAUGAUUCUCAAAAGAGAAAUUCCAAUCUAGAGAGGGAAAUUUUACAACUUCAAUCUAAUUGCAAAUCUUUAGAAAUUGCUGCAAGUACAAAUCAAAUGAAAUCCACUUCUAAAAGUGAUAAAAAUAAAGAAGUGAAAUUGAUCAUGAAUAAUACGUACCACACAUUACUGUCAAAAUUCAUAGAAGACAAUUAUUCAACUAGUUUUAUAAAAGAAACGAUUGCUAACACGUUGAGGGACAUAUCUUUAAAAGUACUGAAUAGCGAUGAAUGUGAGGAAGAAUCGAGUGAUAAAAAGAAAAUGCAUGAGAAAAAUAGUCAAUUACAGGAAACAGAGAGAUUAUCAUCAUCAUCAUCAUCAUCUUUAAAAGAAGACAACGAAGACACGAAAAAGAUUUCAAAUUAAAUUCCGAGACGAAUUUGAAUAAUUUUAUUCAGAUUUCUAUAUUGUAGAUUGCUCCGGAAUUUGAAAAUGUACCACCGCCAAUUCCACCACUGGAUUCUAGUAAUGAAGCCGAUUUGAGCGAUUUUUAACGUUGAUAUAUGAGAAAAUCGAGAAAAAAAUUAAUAAAAGAAGCUUUA